CAGGUUCCUUUUGUUUCCAAACGGUCCGGUUAUCACGGUGCACACUUGGUUAAGAAGAAGGGAUUUCAGCGAUGGAUAUCUCAAGCUUUCAUUCAUAACUGUUCUUCAAAGUGUAAAGAGAAGAGCUUGCUACCAUGCCCACUGUGGUUCUUAUGGACUCGUCGCUGUCCAUGACACGACCCGUGUCAGUGGAAGGCAGUGAAGAGUUUCAGAGAAAGAACCUGGCAGUUCAUGGACUGACCAUGCUGUUUGAACACAUGGCCACGAACUACAGACUGGAGUUCACUUCACUUGUCACCUUCUCCUCCCUCUGGGAGCUUAUGGUGCCCUUUACCAGAGACUACAAUACUCUGCAGGAAGCCUUGAAUAACCUUGAAGACUAUGAUAAAACCUGCCUAGAGGCUGCAUUGCAAGGUGUUAGUAAUAUAGUACAGCAGGAAUGGGGAACCUCUUGCCCAUGCCAGGUGGUACUGGUUACAGAUGGUGCACUUGGCAUUGGUCGUGGAUCUUUGCGUCAUUCCCUGCAAACAGUGAAACAACGAGUGGAGGACAAGAAAUUCCCACUGCCUUUCCCAUUCCCUUCCAAACUCUAUGUCAUGUGUAUUGCAAAUGCAGAGGAGGUGGUACUGGUUACAGAUGGUGCACUUGGCAUUGGUCGUGGAUCUUUGCGUCAUUCCCUGCAAACAGUGAAACAACGUGUGGAGGACAAGAAAUUUCCACUGCCGUUCCCAUUCCCUUCCAAACUCUAUGUCAUGUGCAUUGCUAAUGCAGAAGAGCUGAUUGACCAGGCAUACUCUCCCUUCCAUGCGGUGCUGCGCUGUGGGAACCUGACCUCUGAUGUGCAGGUCUUUCCCAGGCCAGAGCCAGUGACCAUAGAUGAGGAAGUGGAUCCCAUGCCCAGAACAGUGCAAACAGACUUGGAGAUUGUGGGUUUUAUUGAGAUUGGAGAUAUCUCCAGCCCCCCGGUUUUAUCCAGGCACCUGGUCCUUCCCAUUGCUGUGAACAAAGAGGGGGAUGAGAUCGGUACGGGGGCCACUGAUGACACAGAGGAAGAGACCCCAACAAAUCAGAUGGCUGGAAAGAGCCCAAACUUCUGUGUUCUUCUACAUGGCAGCCUAAAGGUGGAGGGGAUGGUGGCACUUGUACAACUAGGACCAGACUGGUUCGGGAUGCUUUAUUCCCAGGCAGACAGUAAGAAGAAGUCCAAUCUAAUGAUGUCACUCUUUGAGCCUGGCUCAGAGCCUCUGCCCUGGUUAGGCAGAAUAUCACAGCUUGGCCCUGCCUCAGAUGCAGCUGAAAAUCCCUAUGGCGAAGAUGACAGUAAAAGUCCUUUUCCCAUACAGCCAAAAAACAAAAGAAGCUAUGCUCAGAAUGUUACCGUCUGGAUUAAAGCCAGUGGACUGCAGACAGAUGUACAGAAAAUUCUCCGUAAUGCAAGGAAACUGCCAGAAAAAACACAAACCUUCUAUAAGGAACUGAACCGUCUGCGGAAGGCCGCUCUCGCCUUUGGUUUCUGGGAGCUUUUAAAGAGUGUGGCUGAACUUCUGGAGAGGGAGUGUACACUGCUGCCUGACUCCGCCCAUCCCGAUGCUGCCUUCCAGCUCUCUCAUGCUGCUCAGCAGCUCAAACUGGCUAGUAGUGGAGACUCCAAGUAUGCAGCCUAUGAACACAAUAUCACCCCCAUGCUCACUGAUUUCUCAGGGGGAGGAGGAGCCGACAGAAUAUAGAGGACGGAGGUACAAUGC
This is a messenger RNA of Sinocyclocheilus rhinocerous, 1745 nucleotides long. Its product is annotated as von Willebrand factor A domain-containing protein 9-like. Lineage: Eukaryota; Metazoa; Chordata; Actinopteri; Cypriniformes; Cyprinidae. The transcript has 12 exons. Gene Ontology annotation, cellular component: integrator complex. Gene Ontology annotation, biological process: snRNA 3'-end processing. The record is from RefSeq and is a predicted model, not a curated record. The coding region runs from base 135 to 1727 and encodes 530 amino acids.